Rhododendron vialii is the source of this 3027-nucleotide messenger RNA. RefSeq names its product S-formylglutathione hydrolase-like. Gene Ontology annotation, molecular function: S-formylglutathione hydrolase activity. Gene Ontology annotation, cellular component: cytosol. NCBI's taxonomy places the organism in Eukaryota, Viridiplantae, Streptophyta, Magnoliopsida, Ericales, Ericaceae. The record is from RefSeq and is a predicted model, not a curated record. Bases 1262 to 2731 code for a protein of 489 amino acids. Gene Ontology annotation, biological process: formaldehyde catabolic process. The transcript has 11 exons.
CGUCGAAUUCGAUAAAUUCCUGCAGAUCUAAAAAACUGAUUUAUUUCAGGAAGAUUUCCUUGUUAAUUGCUAUGAGUUUUUCUGGACAGAUCCUUGGUUGUAAGGUUUGGCCUGGCUUACUCAAUUUUUUGUCGGUAUAAUUCAAUUGGCUUUCUGAAAUUUUAUUUUGAUCAUCAAUUGUAUUUUUGAAUCGAUCAUCACUUUUUUGUAUCUUGUAUUUCAGGUUUACGGUCGCAGAAGGAUCCAUUAUUAUCAUCGAAUUCAUUGAAUUCCUAUGGAUCUAAAAGCUGGUUUAUUUCAGGGAAGAUUUCCUUGUUACUUGCUAUGAGUUUCUCUGGACAGAUCCUUGGUUGUAAGAUUUGCGGUCGCAGAAGGAUCCAUUAUUAUCUCCUAUAUAUAAUGGAGCGAGCUUGGGAAUUUAAAAAUUCCUUCUUGUUUUUGUGCCUUUCCUCCCCCUUUAGUUCAAGUUUCAUUAUGUUAUAUUUUGUUGUCAAUUAAAAAUUUACAUGAUGAAUUGAAUGGUAUGGGGAAAAUUUUCAAUUUGUAAUUAGAAAAUAUAGGGGGCAAAAACGGUAGACAGAGUAAAAAUAAACCUUAGUGUACUCUCUCUCUGUACUUUUUUUUUUGAUUACCACUUGGAAUCAGUUUUGAGAAUUUCAGUAAUUGAAUCUGAGUUAGUUUUGUUCACGCUUGACCUAAGAAUGUGAACAUUAUCCUUUUUGUUUUUAGUGAUUGAAAAACAAAAAAUUGUAUGUCAUGCUUGCUAGAAAAUAUUUGUCAUGUAAGCAUAAUAUCACUUUGUGGUAUGAUUGACCUCAUUUCAACCAACCAACAAGAGGGAGGUUAAUGUUCGUGAACAAAAUUGCACUCAUUGAAUCAAUAUGACUAGACAUUCAUACACUGCAUACGCACUCAUUUUGGGCCCGUCUUGGUUCCUAAAAUUAAAAAUAUGAGCCACUCAUUUUUUCAAAAUAAUUUGUCUAGGGUACUUGUAGAAAAUCAAAUUAUUGAAAUAUCGUAUAGCCGUUUACGAAAAAUUAACUUUUCUUCAAAAUAGGCCUGGAUUUUGAAGCCAAUUGGAAAAUGCUUAAAUCGAUAUCCGAAAAUGUUUUUUAUUAUUGAAAUUCUAAACAAAAUAUUUUGAAUAACAUGAGAGGCUUGGAUCACAAAAACCCUAUAAAAAACCCUAGGGCCGGCACGAACCAUACUUUCACCGAUAUCUCCCUCCGUCGUAGCUCGAUUGUAGUAUUGCCCGACGGCAAUGAAGAGGAAUAUUGUUGUUUCGUCAUCAUCAUCAUCACGGCGGAAAAGAAGAAGGUCUGAAUCCGGCGACAACAGAGGACCGGGCUACGGCCACAACCCUCCCCCACCCCACUCCACCCCCGAAUACGACAACAGAGGACCUGGCUAUGGCGACUACCCUCCCCCACCCCACUCCACCCCCAAAUACGACCCCGCAUACGCUAACUCCUUACAAACCCCACGGCAACAAACCACCCCGACCCUACGGCCGCAGACCUCCGCCUCCAGGGAGUACCCGCCGCAGGUGGCGCAGACGUAUGCUACGGUGGUCCAUGAACAUGUCGAAUCGGAAGGGCAUCACUCCUAUCGCCCUCAUCUCCUAUCGUCCCAACAGGGCUCUGCGGCUGGUACUAUCCGUGACGGAAAGGAUUUUUCUGUAAUGAAACCAGUAGUGAUCAGCAGCUCAAAGAUGUUUGAUGGGUACAACAUGAGAUACAAGCAUUACAGCCCAACCCUUGGCUGCUCCAAGACAUUCCACAUUUACUUCCCUCCUCUUACUUCCUCUUCUCACAAAUUCGCUGUACUCUAUUGGCUCUCUGGCCUUACUUGCACAGAUGAGGAUUUCAUAGCUAAAUCUGGUGCCCAGCGUGUUGCUUUGAGUAACGGUAUCGCUCUGAUUGCACCAGAUUCAUCUCCAAGAGGUCUGAAUGUGGAAGGUGCGGCUGCCAUCUUCGAUUUUGGUCAAGGUGCUGGGUUUUAUCUCAAUGCCACUCAAGACAAUUGGAAGAACUGGCAGAUGUAUGACUAUGUUGUCGAGGAAUUGCCAAAACUGCUGAGUGAAUACUUUCCACAGCUUGAUACAGCACGAGCAUCUAUAUUUGGUCAUUCUAUUGGUGGACAUGGUGCUCUAACAAUCUAUUUGAAAAAUCUGGACAAGUAUAAGUCAGUGUCGGCCUUUUCACCGUUUGUGAAUCCUCUUGACUGCCCUUGGGGUCAGAUGGCUUUCACAAACUAUUUGGGUGCAAAUAGUGCUGAUUGGGAGGGUUAUGAUCCCACUUGGCUGAUGGACCAGAUGCCAAUAGUUAAUGAUGUUCGUGCUACCAUUCUAAUCGAUCAAGGAGAGGAGGAUGAAUUCCCCCACAAGUUUGUGGAUGCAUGCAGAAAGGCUCAGUUUCCACUUCUGUUACGGUUUCAGCUUAAUUAUGGUUCCUCUUAUUCUUUCAUUGCCACCUUCAUCGAGGACCAUAUCAUUCACCAUGCUCGAGUCCUUAAUCUGAGAGAAGACCCAUCUGUCACCUUUUCUCAUGGGAAGAAAGUCGACACUGACUACUCUGUAACUGGCAUACCAGGGGACAGAAGAUGUUUGUUUCGCUCUGUUGCUCGUGGCGCCCGUCUACGAUCAGGGAAACCUGCUCCAAAUGAGAGCCUUCAGAGGGAAUUAGCAGAUGAUUUACGGGCUAGAGUGCGUUCACAUGCCUUCAGAUCAUAAUGAUGUGUUGAAGAUUGUUUGUUCCUUUCACUUAAAUUUCUAGUAAAUCACUCUGCGAUUUUUAGACAAGUCCUACAUGCUUGUACUUUUGAGUUGUGACCACACAUCAGAACUUCAUUCUAGUGGUAAACUAAUACCCGUUGUGCUGGUUCAUAUACUGGGACUCUCACCAUGGGAAAUCUUUCCACUUUCUUCACAACUGGGAUGCAGUCCGUAGCGGUGGGAGGAUUACAAAAUCGUUGCUCUAACAGAAGAGAAGAUCCAUCUUUCACCUUUUCUCAUGGGAAGAAAGUCUA